GGUGUUGCGGAGGGAUGGGAGCUUAUGGACAGUAAACCGGGAAUGGAAAUAACGUUUGAAAUGUAAGUAAAGAAAUCUAUCUAAUUAAUAUAUUAAAAAUAAUAACAAUGAAUUAAUCAGACCUUGAAAAAAAGUAAUAAAGACUUGUUAGAAUUGAAUGAAAAAGAAGGUACCACAUACCAAAUUUAUGGGAAAAAAAUGAAAGCAGUAGUAAGUGGAAAAGUCAUAGCCAUGAGUGCCUCCAUAAAGAAGUUGGAGAGAUUAUAUAUGAGCAACUUAACAGCAUAUCUGAAAGCUCUUAAACAAAAAGAACCACAUACACGCAAGCUGAGUAGAUGGUGGCAAAUCAUCAAAUUCAGGGCUGGAAUCAAUCAAGUAGAAGCAAAGAGAACUAUACAAAAAGUCAACAAACCAGGAGCUGGUUCUUUGAGAAAAUCAACAAGAUAAAUAAACCCUGAGACAGACAAACUAGUGUGCACAGAGACAGUAUCCAAAUUAACAAAAUCAGGAAUGAAAAGGGAGAAUAACAACUGCACCUGAGGAAGUUAAAAACAUAAUCAGACCCUACUACCCAAGUCUCUAUUCAACAAAACUGGAAAAUAUAGAUGAAAUGGUUGAUUCUCUUGACAGAUAUCUGGUAGUACAAUCAAAUUAGGAUCAGAGAAAUGGUCUAAACAGUGCUAUAACCCCUAAAGGAAUGAAAGCAAUCAUUAGAAAUCCUCCAACAAAAAACAUUCGAAGGCCAGAUUGUUUUAGUGAAGAAUUCUAUCAUGUCUCUAAAGAUAUCUAAUCCCAGUACUUUUAAUGAUUUUGUAAAAUAUAAACCAAAGUAGCACUACCUAAUUCAUUCUACAUAUCAACUGUUACUCCGCAUCUCUAACAUACUUAACUUUAUUCUCUAUCUCUAGGAUGUGUGUGUGAGUGUGUGUGUGUGUGUGUGUGUGUGUGUGUGUGUGUGUGUGUGUAUUUUAGCAUAUUGUUAAAUUCAGACGUUUACUCAAAAUUUACAUCCAGGACAGCUCCAGAGAUGCAACUCACAUAUGCUCCAAUCAACUCCCACUGAUACACAAACUUCUACUGGACCUGCUUCUUCUUACCCAAAGAUUGUUCUAGAGAACCUGGACAGCAGGGAAAUAGCCAACUUACCUAAGAAUGUAGCGACAUUCCCAUAACAAUUUUCUUAGGUUUCCCAGAGACAUGUUGCCUCAAACUCAGUAGAAAGUAUUUUCAGAUAACUAUAACCCAAUUCUUGCUCACCAUCUCCUCUUUCCAUUGGGACUCCAUUCUCAAUCCAAUGCUUGACUCUGAGCAUCUGCCUCAGUAUUUUUCAGACUCUCGUAGAGCCUCUUAGGAGAAAGUUAUAUUAGGCUCCUGUCAUCAUGCAAUUCUUGGCAUCUGCAGUAGAGUGUGGGCUAGGUGACUGUUUAUGGGAUAGAUCCACAGGGGUGGCAGUCUUUAGAAGGCCUUUCGUUCAGUCUCUGCUCUACACUUUUUCUCAAUAUUUCCUCCUAUGAGUAUUUUGUUUCCCCUUCUAGGGAGGACUGAAGCAUCCACACUUUGAUCAUUCUUCUUCUUGAGCUUCAUGUGCACUGUAGAUCGUAUCUUGGGUAUUCCAAGCUUUUGAGCUCAUAUACAUGUAACGAUAAGUGCAUAUCAUGUGUGUUCCUUUGUGAUUGGGUUACCUCACUCAGGAUGAUAUUUUCUAGUUCCAUCAAUUUGCAUAAGAUUUUCAUGAAUUCACUGCUUUUAAUAGCUGAGUAGGACUCCAUUGCAAUUCCACCAUCAAUGGAGGAGUAUUACAUUUUCUCCACAUUCUCGCCAGUAUCUACUGUCACACCAGCCUUUCUGACUGGUGUGAAGUAGAAUCUCAGGGUUGUUUUGAUUUGCAUUUCGAUGAUUACUAAGGAUCUUGAACAUUUCUUUAGGUGGUACUUCUGGGCCAUUCUGUAUUCCUCAGCUGAGAAUUCUUUGUUUAGCUCUGUACCCCAUUUUUAAUAGGGUUAUUUGUCUCUCUGGAGUCUAACUUCUUCAGUACAUUGUAUAUAUUGGAAAUUAGCCCUCUAUCAGAUGCAGGAUUGAUAAAUAUCUUUUUCCAAUCCCUCGGAUACUGUUUUGUCCUAGACAGUGUCCUUUGCUUUAUAGAAGCUUAUGCAACUUUAUGGGACAAAUUUAGUCCCAUUUGUCAACUCUUGAUGUUAGAGUAUAAGACAUUGGUGUGUUCAGGAAAAUUUCUCCUGUGCCCAUGUAUUUGAGUCUCUUCCCCACUUUUCUUCUAAUAGUAUCAAUGUAUCUGAUGUGGAGGUUUUUAAUCCACUUGUACUUGAGCUUUGUACAAGGGGAUAAGAAUGGGUAAAUUUGCAUUCUUCUACAUGCUGACCUCCAGUUGAACCAGCACCAUAUGUUGAAAAUGCUGAUUUGUUCCUAUGAGUGGCUUUAGGUUCAAAGAUCAAGUGACCAUAGGUGUUUGGGUUCAUUUUUGGGUCUUCAAUUCUAUUCCAUUGAUCUAUCUGCCUGUUUCUGUAGCAAUACCUUACAGUUUUUCUGUAAUACAGCUUGAGGUCGGAGGUGGUGAUUACCCCAGAAAUUCUUUUAUUGUUGCAGAUAGUUUCCAUUAUGUUUGGUUUUUUAUUAUUCCAAAUGAUUGCAAUUUGCUCGUUCUAGCUCUUUGAAGAAUUGACUUGGAAUUUUGAUGGUGAUUGCAUUGAAUCUGUAGAUUGCUUUUUGUAAAAUGGCCAUUUUUACAAUAUUAAUCCUCCCAAUCCAUGAGCACGGGAGAUGUUUUCAUCUUCUGAGAUUUUCUUCAAUUCCUUUAUUUAGAUACUUGAAGUUCUUGUUAUACAGGCAUUUUACUUGCUUGGUUAGAGUCACACAGAGGUAUUUUAUAUUAUUUUUGACUGUUGUGAAGGGUGUCAUUUCCCUUAUUUGUUUCUUAGUCUGUUUAUUGUUUGAGUAGAGGAAGGCUACUGUUUGUUUGAGGUAAUUUUAUAUCCAGCCACUUUGCUGUAGUUGUUUAUGAUGCUUAGUACUUCUCCUUUGGAGCUUUUGGGGUCACUUAACUAUACUAUCAUAUCAUCUGCAAAUAGUGAAAUUUUGACUUCUUUCUUUCCAAUUUGUCCCUUUGACCUCUUUUUGUUGUCUGAUUUCUCUGCCUAGGACUUUGAGUUUUAUAUUGAAUAAGUAGGGAUAGAGCAUGCAGCCUUGUCUAGUCCCUGAUUUUAGUGUGACUGCUUCAAGUUUCUCUCCAUUUAGUUUGAUGUUAGCUACUGGUUUGCUGUAUAUGGUUUUUACUGAGUUUAAGUAUGGGCCUUGAAUUCCUGAUCUUCCAAGACUUAACAUGAAGCGGUGUUGAAUUUCAUCAAAUGCUUUCUCAGCAUCUAAUGAAAUAAUCAUGUGGUUUUUGUUUUUGUUUUUUUGACUUUGUUUACAUAGUGAAUUAUAUUGAACGUUCAUGUAUUUCCAUAUAUUGAACCAACCCGGCAUCCCUGGGAUGAAGCCCACUUGAUCAUGAUGGAUGAUCAUUUUGAUGUGUUCUUGGAUUUGCUUGAAAGAAUAAUAUUGAGGAUUUUUGUGUUGAUGUUCAUAAGGGAAAUUGGUCAUAGGUUCUCUUUCUUUGUUUGGUCUUUGUGUGGUUUAGGUAUAAGCAUAGUUGUGGUUUCAUAGAAGGAAUUGGUUAGUGAUCUUUUUGUUUCUAUUUUGUGAAAUAAUUGGGACUGUAUUGGAUAUAAAUCUAUGAAAGCCUGAUAGAAUUCUGUACUAAACACUUGUGGUCCUGGGGUUUGUUUGGUUGAAAGACUUUUAAUAACUGCUUCUAUUCUUUAGGAGUUAUGGGACUGUUUGAGUGGUUGAUCUGAUCCUAAUUUAACUUUGGUACCUGGUAUAUGACUAGGAAAUUGUCCAUUUCCUCCAGAUUUUCAGGUUUGUUAAGUAUAAUGUUUUGUGGUAGGAUCUGACUCAUUUUUGAAUUUUCUCAGUUUCUGUUGUUAUGUUUUUCCUUUUCCUUCAGAUUUUGUUAAUUUUUAUACUGUAUCUGUGCCCUCUGGUUAGUCUGGCUAAGGGUUUUUCUAUACUGUUGAUUUUCUCAAAGAACCAGCUCCUGGUUUUGUUGAUUCUUUGUAUCGUUCUUUUUGUUUCUACUUGGUUGAUUUCAGCUCUGAGUGAUCAUUUCCUGCCUUCUACUCCUCUUGGAUGAAUUUGCUUGUUUUUGUUUUUAGUUUUCAGGUAUGCACUCAACUUGUUAGUGUAUGCUCUCUCCAAUUUUUUGCAGGAGUCAGAGAUAUGAGUUUUCCUCUUCAAACUCCUUUCAUUGGUAUUCCAUAAAUUUGCAAAUGAGGUGCCUACAUUUUCAUUAAAUUCUAAAAGAUCUUUAAUUUCUUUUUUUACUUCUUCUUUGAUCAAAUUAUUAUUGAGUAGAGGCUUGUUUGGUUUCCAUGUUUGAGUGGACUUUCUGUUGCUUUUUCAUCAUUGAAGAUUAGCCUUAGUUCAUGGUGAUCUGAUAGGAUCCAUGAGAUUAUUUCAAUUUCCUAGUAUCUUUUGAGUCCUCUUUUGUGACCAAUUAUAUGGUCAGUUUUUGAGAAGGUACCAUGAGCUGCUGAGAAGAAGUUGUAUACUAUUCUUUUUGGAUGGAAUGUUCUAUAUGUAUUUGUAAAGUACAUUUGAUUCAAAACUUCAGUCAAUUCCUCCGUGUCUCUUUUUAGUUUUUGUUUCCAUUGUCUGCUCAUUUAUAUGAAUCUUGCAAUUAAAUCUCCUACUAUUAUUGUGUGUGGUGCAAGGUAUGCUGUGAGGUUUAGUAAAGUUAGUUUUAUGAAUGUGGGUACCCUUUUACUUGGAGCAUAGAUAUUCAGAAUUGAGAGUUCAUCUUGGUAGAUUUUUUUCUUUGAUGAGUAUGAAGUGUCCUCCCUUAACUUUUUUGAAAACUUUUGGCUGAAUAUCAAUUUUAUUUGAUAUUAGAAUGGCUACUGAAGCUUGUUUCAGGGACCAUUUGCUUGGAACGUUUUGUCCCAGUCUUUUACUCUUAGGUAUUGUCUGUCUUUUUCACUGAUGUGCAUUUCCUGUAUGCAGCAACAUGCUGGGUCCUGUUUACUUCUCCAGUCUGUUAAUCCAUGUCUUUUUAUUGGGGAAUUGUGCGCAUUGAGGUUAAUAGAUAUUAAGAAAUAGUGAUAGCUGUUUCCUGUUAUUUUUGUUCUUAGAGAUGGAAUUAUGCUUGUGUGGCUAUCUUUCUUUGAGUUCGUUGCAAGAUUACUUUCUUGCAUUUUUUAGGGUGUAGUUUCCCUCUUUGUGUUGGAGUUCUCCAUACAUUGUCUUUUGUAGGACUGGAUUUGUGUAAAUAUUUUGUGUACAUUUUUGUGUCAUGGAAUAUUUUGGUUUCUCCAUCUAUGUUAAUUGAGAGUUUUGCUGGAUAUAGUAGCCCAGGCUGACAUUCGUACUCUGCUAGGGUCUGUAUGACAUCUGCCCAGAAUCUGGCUUUUAGAGUUUGUAUUGAGAAAUCUUGUAUAACUUUGAUAGAUCUGCCUUUAUAUGUUUCUUGACCUUUUCCCCUUACUGCUUUUAACAUUAUUUCUUUGCAAACAUAAUUUUCAUUGUGCAUGUGUGUGCGUCUAUGUGUGUGUGUGUGUGUGUGUGUGUGUGUGUGUGUGUUUAUUUAACAGUAAGCUGAUAAACCAGUGGUCAGUUUCUUCCUGUCUCUGCACCAUUACUGACCUGUUAGUCUCUAAGACCCUGGGCCAGUGUUUUUCACCACUGGAUGCUUUGACUUGGAUGGAUUUCACAUGAAUCCCAAAAUGAUCCCUGAGAGUUGUGUCAGUGUGUUUUUACAUCCUAGCUGGGAACUUGUCCUUCUCUUUCACUUUUCACUCUUGCUUCAAGGGGUCUGUCUAGACCUGUUUUUUUUUUAUGCAUCAGCCCUAACUAGUUACAUUGUGCCUCCCUCUAUGCUGUCAGUUCUGGCACAUCAUGGCUAUGUCUGUGCCCAUGCCACACUUUUGAAAUUCUCAAGCAUAGUCCUUUUGCUUCUUUGUCUACUCCCAAAGCCAUCACUGUGGUCAUGGGGGUGAACGUCCCCUUCUGUACUGAGAACCCUUGCUUCUCCUCUGUCUCUGGCAGCCUACCAAAGAUCUGCAGCCAUCAGUCUGUACAGCUUAACCGCAUGGUUCCUCCAUGCUAGGCCAGACCAUGAUCCAGGAAUACACUGUGCCGAAUCCUGUUCUCUUACUCUUGGUAGUGUCCACACUGGGUGCAGAUAACUUGAGAUACAAGAUAUGCAGUCCUAUAUUCCAUGUUAGUACACCAGCCCUUUAGUAAAAAGUGUGUGGAAAAAACCCACAUCUGUCUCGGGCUCACUAGCAAGUCUUAGUGAAAAAUCUGAGGCAAUAAGUUCACUGGCAAUGCCUACCCACUUCUGCUGAUUCCCACAUUGGCCAAACUUAAUGUGACCCCUUUCUUUUCUACUUAACCUGACACAGCAGCAGCCCAGCUUCCCACAGAGACUCACCACCCUCAGGGCCACAGGACAUACCACAUUCCUGCCCACCUUGGGUAGAGGAACCCACAGACCCUGAGCCUAGAGUUUGCCAAGGCCAACACUAAGAUGGUCAAGAUCAAACUAAUAGGGACAUCAGAUCCCUUAUGACCUGAUGGAGGGUCUCUUAUUCCUGUGUCCCCAGAGGCCUGGCUCCCUUACACUUUCUACACUGCAGAGCUGACUCCACCCAUUUCACAUAGUACUUUCACCUACCCAGCUGCCACUAGUGCUGCUGCUGCCUCCCUAUGUGCUCAGAUGCACUGGUACCAUUCCUCUGUCACCACUCAGCAAGGACAGAUGUAUAGGCAGUUCUUUUAGCUUCUCAGUCUUCUCACCCUGGAGUUGGUCAUGGGUUGUUUGGAACCCAAACAGGGCUCUGCUAUCACUGCCACUUGAGGACUACGUAGAAUUGCUCCUUCUCUCUAGACACUGUGAAUCUUAACCCUUACUAUAUGGCUGUUUUUUUUCCCUCGGUUCUCUUAGGCCUUCAGGAGAAUUGGGAGGGGCCUUCUUACUGGGAUACUUAGACCCAGUUUGCAAGCCUCACUUGGACCCAGCACAGCCUACUUGUUUCUGUAGUUUUUCCAUCAAGGGAUGUUUAAUUUAGCAUGUUUAUAAAUUGUGACCGGUGUAAAUAUGUGUGUAAGGUUUGUUCCCACACUGUCACCAUAGCUACAGGUCUUGGCAAUGGAGGCUUGUCAAGCCCAGUUCCUCCUCCACUUAUGACUCCUAUACUUACCCUGCCUCAAGGAAGCCUGAACCUUGUGGCCCCUUCUGCCUUGAGAGCACAGGUUAGUUGACCAUGUAGGUUUUCUUCUGGUGUCCUUGACCACUCUGGCUUGCUGAAUUCUAUCCUCAACUUUUCCACAAGUUUCAUUGAGUUCCAUCUGGAAUUUGGCUGUGGGUCUUUGCAUCUGUCCCCAUCCACUGCUGGAUGAAGCCUCUCAGGAGACAGUUAUACUAUGUUCCUUUCCAAAAGCACAGCAAAAUAUCAUUAGUGUCAGAGGUUGGCAUAUAUGAUCGGUCUUAAGUUGAGUCAGUCAUUGGUUGGCUGUUCCCUCUGUCUCUGCUUUAUCUUUAUCACUGCAUGUCUUGAAGACACCACAAAGUUUGGGUUGAAGAUAUUUGUGUGAAUUGAUGGUCUUCUCCCUCCUCUGGGAGUCCUUCCUAGCUACAAGAGUUGGCCAUGAGGGGAAGGAAGUUGGAAAGGAAAGAUAUGUGUAACACAUUGCAGAUGGGUAGCUGGUAAAGAGUAUGUGGUUUGCUACAAUCUGGGUGUAAGACUGGGGGUGAAUUUGGAGAAAGUCAGGAAGUAAUGAAGAUGUAAAUUUAGCCUACCUGCUUCCCAGGCCAAGUUGGAUAGUGGGUUCAGAGUGAUACGUGUACCAUUACAAGAUCUUUAUCCUUAGAAGGGAACAAGCAGAAAUGUAUGUGACAUUUUAGAAGUCAUAUAUGAAUGAAGUUUAGUGUCUGCAUAGACAUUGAUGCACAAACUAGAAGUUAGUAGACCAAGGAUUAGAUUAACUUCUGAAUUUCAUUUAUGAUUGCUUAUCUGUAUUACAAAAUGGCAUUAAUUUUUGGUUGAAUCCAUAAGUGUGACUACUGUGAAAUAAUAUAUCCCUACAGAAUACUUUGUUGAUUGCUGAAAAGUCAGUAUGUGAGACUACCUCUGCAUAUAAUGGAUGAUGACAUCAUAAUUUGCAUAGGGUCUGUGUGGAAUGUGUAUGCAUGAUUUUUUUAACCUCAUUAAUCUCAUUUCUUACUUUGGAUCCCAUGAUGAAAUUCACAUAUGAGAUUUCAAUUGGCUUUCUGACACAGGCCUGAGACUAACUAUCCCCAGAACAUCUAUGCCAUGAACAUUAAUGAAAUAACUACCCUAAGGCAAGAAUGGACGAUCUUAAAAACAUAUUUUCCAUCUUAUGGUUCAUAUUUACUUCAAAUGUAAAGCCCUUGGGCCAAUUGUUUGCAUUCCUCUAAGGACAAUUGGUCAGAGUCAGAAGAAAGUAGCUCGGGGAGUUUGUGGUCAGAUUGAAUGGCAGGGAUUCAUGGACAAUUUGAGUUGCCUCUCCAGUUAGUAAUGGUAAUAAAAACCAGGCACACACGUGUCCAUGACUACAUGAUCAGAGUGUGUCCAUGGGACUGCACAUGUAACCUCUGCUCAGGCUUACUGAAUGGCAGACAUGGAAAAGGCGUACACUUUGAUUGUGUUCUUCCUGCUGCUGAGACUUUCUUUCAUCUUGUGCAGUUUUCCAGAAGCCACUUGUUUUUGGAGAAUAAAUCACAAUGAAAAUCUUGAGAGCAACAUGAGGAAGGACUGUGGUUUCAUCCUUUUCACAAUACCUGUUCAUCUAGUGGAAGAUCACUUCAGGGUGCUGCUGGAUUUUCCUUUGCCAGUGAACACAUACCCAUAUGUUCUGGUAAUGCUUUUUGCCAUAGAAGAGAUCAACAAGAACCCUAAUCUUUUACCUAACUCUACCUUGGGAUUUACCUUUCUUGGAGACCAGUGUGACAUUACAUCAACAGAUCUCAAUAACCUAAACAUGCUCUCAAAGUCUGGUGAGAUGAAUCCUAAUUAUAUCUGUGAGUAUAGUUUCUGUGAUGUAGCACUUACAGGACCAACAUGGACAGUUUCUGCCCGAGUGGGAACACUCCUGCAGCUCUUCAAAAUUCCACAGGUUACAUAUGGACCAUUUCAUGAUAGUCUGAGUGACCGUGAUCUGUUUCCUCAUUUAUAUCAGAUCGCACCAAAGGACACUAGCCUCGUUCUUGCCAUGGUAUCCUUGAUGAUUCAUUUCCUCUGGAAAUGGGUGGGACUGGUUAUCUUAGAUGAUGACCAGGGUGUUCAGUUUCUCUCAGAUAUGAAAGAAGAAGUGAAGACAAACGAAAUUUGUUUAGCUUUUGUGAAUAUGAUCCCAGCAAACAUGCAGUUAUACAUAGAAAGGGCUGAGACUUAUUAUUUUCAAAUAAUGACAUCAUCAGCAAAUGUUGUCAUCAUUUAUGGUAAUGUGAACUCUACUCUAGAAGUGAGCUUUAGAAGAUGGGAAAUGUUAGGCAUAUGGAGAUUGUGGAUCACUACCUCACAAUGGGAUGUCAUCUCAAGGUCAAGAGACUUCACCAUUGACUCUUUCCAUGGAACUUUGUCUUUGUCACACCAUUAUCAGGAGAUUUCUACUUUUAAGCAUUUUAUUCAGAAAACAAACUUUUCUGCUUACCCAGAAGCUGUUUCUCUGGUGAGAUUGGGAUGGAUCUAUUUGAACUGUUCAGUGUCUGUAUGUGAAUGCAAAACACUGAAUCAUUGCUUAUCUAAUACUAUAUUGGAAUUAUUACCGUGGCACAGUUUUGACAUGGCCAUGAAUGAUGAGCGUUACAACAUAUAUAAUGCUGUUUAUGCUGUGGCCCAUGCCUUUCACAAUAUGCGUCUCCAACAAGUAGAUAUAAAAGUAUUGGAAAGUUGGGAAGGGCUAAUUCCUAGAUGCAUGCAGGUAAAUGACUUUCUGAAGAAUGUAAGACUUAUCAAUCCUAUAGGAGACCCAGUGAAUAUUAAUCAAGGAAGAAAUUUAGAUGCAAUGUAUGACAUUUUCAACGUUUUGAAUUUUCCACAAGGUUAUGUACUAAAGGUGAAAGUAGGACAGUUUUCUCCUUAUUUUGCACAUGACCAACAACUCUUCUUAUCUGAAGACAUGAUAGAGUGGGCCACAGGAAGUAGACAGUUUUCCACUUCGGUGUGCAGUAUGCCUUGCCAUCCUGGUUUCAAGAAAUCCCAUCAGGAAGGAAAAGCAGACUGCUGUUUUGAUUGUUCCCGAUGUCCUGCAAAUGAGAUUUCCAACACAACAGACUCAGAGGAGUGUGUGAAGUGUCCAGAAGAUUGGUAUGCCGACACAGAGCAAACCCACUGCCUGCCAAAAGCUGUGACAUUUCUGGCUUAUGAAGAUCCUUUGGGGAUGGCUCUUGUCUGCCUGGCCCUGUGCUUCUCUGUACUUACAGCUCUUGUCCUUGGGGUCUUUCUGAAGCACAGAGAAACUCCCAUUGUGAAGGCUAAUAACCGUACUCUCAGCUACAUUCUGCUAACGGCCCUUAUAUUUUGCUUUCUCUGCUCCUUGCUCUUUGUUGGAAAUCCAAAUACUACAACAUGUAUCCUACAGCAGACUACAUUUGGAAUUCUGUUCACUGUGUCCGUGUCCACAGUCUUGGCCAAAACUCUUACUGUGGUUCUGGCCUUCAGGAUCACUCUUCCAGGCAGAAGAAUGAGGGGAUUGAUGGUAUCAAGGAUACCUAAAUACAUCAUUCCCAUCUGUACAGUUGUCCAAAUAAUUCUCUAUGGAAUAUGGCUAUGGACAUCACCUCCCUUUGUUGACAUUGAUACACACUCUGAACAUGGCUGCAUCACCAUCACAUGCAGCAAAGGCUCAGUUAUGGCAUUCUAUUGUGUUCUUGGAUACUUAGGAUCUCUGGCCCUAGUGAGCUUCACAGUGGCUUUCUUGGCCAGGAAUCUACCUGACACAUUCAAUGAAGCCAAGUUCCUGACAUUCAGCAUGCUGGUGUUCUGCAGUGUUUGGAUCACCUUCCUUCCUGUCUACCAUAGCUCCAAGGGAAAAGUCAUGGUAGCAGUUGAAGUGUUUUCUAUUCUGGCCUCCAGUAUGGGCCUGCUAGGGUGUAUCUUUAUCCCGAAAUGCUACAUUAUUUUGUUAAGACCAGACAGAAACUCAAUUCAAAAGUUCCGAGACAAAACACAGAUGAAUCAAUGAAUAUUUCUUAACUUUUAAAUCAUGUGUGAAGUUAUUGCAUAGCUUGAAGAAAACUAUGUUUUAUUACAAACCUCAUAUAUUAGAUUUAACAUGUUAUUGGUAUUCAUACAAGUCAAUCAUAUUCUUUUUUUUUAUUAUUAACUUGAGUAUUUCUUAUAUACAUUUCAAGUGUUAUUCCCUUUCCCGGUUUCCGGGCUAACAUCACCCUCCCCCCUCCCC
Messenger RNA from Rattus norvegicus (Norway rat), 11481 nucleotides. Lineage: Eukaryota; Metazoa; Chordata; Mammalia; Rodentia; Muridae. The record is from RefSeq and is a predicted model, not a curated record.